Messenger RNA from Canariomyces notabilis, 1842 nucleotides. RefSeq names its product alcohol dehydrogenase. The record is from RefSeq and is a predicted model, not a curated record. Lineage: Eukaryota; Fungi; Ascomycota; Sordariomycetes; Sordariales; Chaetomiaceae. Bases 238 to 1383 code for a protein of 381 amino acids. The transcript has 5 exons. Gene Ontology annotation, cellular component: cytosol. Gene Ontology annotation, molecular function: S-(hydroxymethyl)glutathione dehydrogenase [NAD(P)+] activity; zinc ion binding. Gene Ontology annotation, biological process: formaldehyde catabolic process.
CUGCCUCUCCUGCCUAUCCACAUCCCUCCCGUCUCCCAUCCGUGUGUGCCGGCAAUCGUUCCCCCUCGAACCCCACCUUCUAAGGCGGGGUCGAAAAGCAUGGCAGCUUGAUGAUGGCUCUUUUUCUUCGUCAUUCAUUGCUCCUCGCCCCGGUGGUUCAGAGAAAACAAACAAAAACAUCGUUGUGCAACACGGCCAAUUGACUUUUUCAUCGACUCGAUAUCAAAAUUAGCUGAAAUGGCAUCAACAGCAGGGAAGACGAUUACCUGCAAGGCUGCCAUCGCCUGGGGCCCAGGCCAGGAGCUUAGCUAUGAGGACGUCGAGGUAGCGCCGCCCAAGGCCCACGAGGUCAGAAUCCAGAUCUAUUAUACCGGUGUCUGCCACACAGAUGCCUACACACUUUCCGGCAAGGACCCCGAGGGUGCAUUCCCCGUCAUCCUGGGACACGAGGGCGCCGGCAUUGUCGAGUCGGUCGGCGAGGGGGUGACAAGCGUCAAGCCCGGCGACCAUGUCGUCGCUCUAUACACCCCCGAGUGCAAGGAAUGCAAGUUCUGCAAGUCCGGCAAGACCAACCUCUGCGGCAAGAUCCGCGCGACCCAGGGCAAGGGCGUCAUGCCUGACGGCACCUCGCGCUUCCGGGCGCGGGGCCAGGACAUCCUGCACUUCAUGGGCACUUCCACCUUCAGCCAGUACACCGUGGUUGCCGAUAUCUCGGUCGUGGCCGUGCAGCAGGACGCGCCCAUGGACCGCACCUGCCUGCUGGGCUGCGGCAUCACGACGGGCUACGGCGCCGCCACCAUCACGGCCAAGGUCGAGAAGGGCAGCAACAUUGCCGUCUUUGGCGUGGGCUGCGUCGGGCUCAGCGUGCUCCAGGGUGCCGUCGCGCAGGGCGCCGGCAAGAUCAUCGCCGUCGAUGUCAACGAUAAAAAGGAGGAGUGGGCGCGCAAGUUUGGCGCCACCGAUUUUGUCAACCCGACCAAGCUGCCUGAGGGCAAGACCAUCGUUGACAAGCUCAUCGAGAUGACGGACGGCGGCUGCGACUACACCUUUGAUUGCACCGGCAACGUGAGCGUCAUGCGCGCCGCUCUCGAGGCCUGCCACAAGGGCUGGGGCCAGAGCAUCAUUAUUGGCGUUGCCGCUGCUGGACAGGAGAUUUCGACGAGACCGUUCCAACUCGUGACCGGCCGUGUCUGGAAAGGCAGCGCUUUUGGCGGCGUCAAGGGCAGAUCGCAGUUGCCUGGUCUCGUUAGCGACUACCUCGAGGGGCGGCUCAAGGUGGACGAGUUCAUCACGCACCGCAAGACUUUGGCGCAGAUCAACGAGGCAUUCGAGGUCAUGAAGCAGGGUGACUGCAUCCGGGCUGUCGUGACCAUGAAGGACUAGUGACUCUUGUGACUCUUGGAAAUGCGGAUGUUGGACGCUGAGCCACGGGACCCAUGAGGGUUGUACUUUUUUUUUUUGUUAGCGAACAUAACGUGCAAUGUCAGUCCCAGGCGGCGUCAGCCUUGACCACGGAAUCUGCAGCAAGCUCGUAUGCCCCUGGGGGCUCUGAGUUUGCCAAAUGUCGCCGUUCCGCAGGCCCUGCGAAGUAGUCCGGCGGCCAAAUGUGUGAUGCAAGCGAAGUUAGGAGAGGCUACCGUACUUGAUGGAGCACGAUUGGAUCCCGACUUAUGCUGUCUCAUGCAACCGACCGUAUCGGGCCAGUCUAACAUUUUCGGAAUUUCGAGUCAAGGUUCGCGUUGAGGCCUUUAUACCUAAUGGCUGCUGUUUAAGGCAGUCAUGAGCGCCUGACCGCCCCGGAUCGGCAGGCUGCGGUUCAGCCUCGGCUCCAUGUGCAUGCAC